Messenger RNA from Candidozyma haemuli, 678 nucleotides. Its product is annotated as cyanamide hydratase. The coding region runs from base 1 to 678 and encodes 225 amino acids. The transcript has a single exon. The record is from RefSeq and is a predicted model, not a curated record. NCBI's taxonomy places the organism in Eukaryota, Fungi, Ascomycota, Pichiomycetes, Serinales, Metschnikowiaceae.
AUGAACAGGUACGGGUUUGAUAAGAUUGAAAGGGAUCCAACGAAGGCUAUUACUUCAAAUAAUGAGCCUACCCCACAAAAGCCGGAACUUCCUGACACUCAACUUGACAGAACGUUUUUGGCUUAUGCUUCAAGAGAGUUGCCCGAAAAAGUACUCUACCAUUCAAUCAGGGUUUACUUAUACUCUGAAGCGAUCAUGAAGGACUUUUUUAGUGAAUGGCAAUUGGAUAAAACAGUUUUAUUCGCAACCUGCUUGCUUCACGACAUUGGCACAACCGAGAAGAAUAUGGCAGCCACAAAAAUGUCAUUCGAAUUCUACGGGGGAUUUAUAGCGAAAGAUUUGGUAGAAAAGGAAGCAAACGAUCAAACUUUUGCCGAGGCGGUGUGUGAAGCUGUCAUCCGUCACCAGGACAUUGGUGAUACCGGUUACAUCACCACUCUUGGCUUAAUUCUCCAGAUAGCAACCAUCUUGGACAAUGUGGGAAAGCAUUCCCAGUAUAUCCAUGCUGAUACUUUGGAUUAUAUCAACAAGAAGUACAGCCGUGAGGGUUGGCUUGCCUGCUUCGCUGGUUCAACAGAUAAUGAGAACGCCAAGAAACCGUGGGGCCACACGAGUAAGCUUGGUGUACCUGACUUCAGCGAAGCUAUUCUCGCCAACUCCUUGAAUUACACGAAGUAA